UAGAGAAAGUCAAAUGUGAAACGUUGAUUCUUCCUCAACUAAUAACUCGGGCGAGAACCAAUUAUAGAGCAUUGAUUCUUCAACUCACAACAUCAGAACGUUACUCACUUAAAAGCUGAACAUUCCACAUCUGUGUGUGUAUCUUAUUUCUUUGAACAUUCCACAUCUGUGUGUGUAUCCUAUUUCAUUGGGACUUGAUCGGUAAUCAUAUUUUCUAAUGAGUGAGUAUCCCAACGCCAAAGGCCGUCUUUUCAGCAUGCAUAAGCUACGAGAAACGUUCAAGAAGUCAAGAGGUCCUGCCAUCGAGGCUCCCUUACCACCCUCCGCUCCCUUCUUAGACGUUCCGAAACAGCUGAGGUCAGCCUCAUUUGAUGAAAUUCGAUUUUCCAAAGAGGAAGAAUUAGGCGAAUAUUCGUCUUCCUAUCUCAGCGUUCCUACUUCUAAGAAUCAGAGGUCUCGUUCUCUAGAUUCAGCUACUAGCACAACAGCUGAUUCUGGAUCUUCCUUAGAUGUCCCCCGAUGGCGGCUACGACGUCGCACUUCGAGCGAAAAGACACAGAGUUCAAGUCAAUGUUUACACUGUCUGUAUCUCGAAGAAUACGCACGAGGUGACUUCUCAAGAGGGUCAAGCCUAAGUGAAAAAUCAUUGUACUUCAGUUCCAGUUCAGAAGCAAUAGAAAGCGAGACAGACGUUGCCAAAAUUGAAGACGGUAAAUUGGGCCCCGCUGACCAGAUUCGUGCUCCUACACACUUGCAUCUAAAAAACUGUCCUGUUGUAGUAACUUUGUCUUCUCCGUCAUCGGAUGGAACGAAAACCAAGUUAGCAUCACCCAUAGCCAGUGACUUGGCAUCUGUUUCUCUUGAAGUACCAUCCCAGUCAAAACAGAUCCGAUCAAUCUCAGUUGAUUCUCCAUUCUUGAACGUUCCUGGUGGAGAAGAAGUAACUGAAGAUGACUUAAUGACAUACCGUUCGCGUUCUGUGGACAUAGUUCUUCCCACUACCACUACAUCUGGAUAUACGGUCCAUACAUCCACUAAGAAAAAAACACUUCAAGAAGAAAGUCGGGAUUCCACUGAGGAUGGAGACACCAGAAUACUUCAGAGCACCCCAGACUGGAGCGAAGCAGCCAACACAGGAGAUCAUCUGUGGGUAUCGACCAGUGCUUCUAGUGACCUGUGCUAUGUAGGAGAGAACGACUGCUCUAAACAGGGCCUGCGAGUUAGAUGUCCUGCUUGCAAAGUGACUCUUCACACCGGUUGCAUCAGCAUUUUGACAGAAAGGAAUUUGCAGUGUAAACCCACGUUCAAAGAUGUUGGAAUUCGACAGUAUCGUGAGCAAACUGUGAUCUUUCACCACUGGGUCCAUCGCCGCCAGCAGAAAGGCAGGUGUCAACAAUGUGGAAAGUUAUUUCAAUCGAAGCUGUCUUUCGGCAAUAAGGAAAUUGUAGCCAUUGGAUGUUCUUGGUGCAAGAUGGCCUUCCAUAACAAAAGCUGCUGUUUCAGCAUUGAAAAACUAAGCGAGCACUGUUCAUUGGGAGUGCAUGCAGAUAUAAUCGUGCCUCCAACUUGGAUUGUCAAACUUCCCAGAAAGGGAUCUUUCAAAUCUUCACUGCGCAGGUCACCGAAAAAACGCUUAUCUACAAAAAAGAGACUGAAAAAGGAGGAUGAUAAAGAGCUGACAAAAACGUUUGUCAUUAAGCCCAUUCCAUCUGUCACAUCAAAGCCAUUACUGGUGUUUUUAAACCCGAAGAGCGGUAGUAACCAAGGCGCCAAACUGAUGCAGAAGUUUCAGUGCUUACUAAAUCCACGUCAAGUAUUUGACCUGACACAAGAAGGACUCUCUCCGGGCUUAGAGCUAUACAAAAAGGUUCCUAAUCUGAGAGUGUUGGCCUGUGGGGGUGAUGGCACAGUUGGUUGGGUGUUGUCCAUACUAGAUGAAAUUGGCAUCUCUCCUCCUGUGUCUGUACUUCCCUUAGGGACAGGAAAUGACUUAGCAAGAUCUUUAGGGUGGGGUGGGGGCUAUACAGAUGAACCUAUAUCCAAGAUCCUUUCCAACAUCCAGGAUGGAGAUGUUAUUCAGUUAGACAGGUGGGAUCUUCUUGUAGAUAAAAACAUAGAUGUGGACCUUUCUACUUGUGAAGAAGGCAAAGAAAAACUUCCUUUAAAUGUAGUUAAUAAUUACUUUUCCCUUGGAGUAGAUGCUCACAUAGCUCUUGAGUUCCAUGAAGCUAGGGAGGCUCAUCCAGAAAAGUUCAACAGUCGUCUAAGGAACAAAAUGUUCUAUGGUCAGGCUGGAGGAAAGGAUUUACUACAAAGAAAAUGGAAAGACCUCUGCAAUUUUGUUACUCUGGAGUGUGAUGGACAAGAUUUGACACCCAGGUUAAAAGAACUACGUAUUCAUGCUAUUCUGUUUUUAAAUAUUCCCAGUUAUGGUGGUGGAACAAGGCCUUGGGCAAUCCCAGGACCAGGUUUUGAUCAACAGAGAACGGAUGAUGGAAUUAUAGAAGUGAUUGGCUUGACCACGUAUCAAUUGCCCUUGCUACAAGCAGGUGGUCAUGGUACAUGCCUUGCUCAGUGUCAGACAGCAAGAAUGGUCACCAACCGUACCAUUCCUGUACAAGUGGAUGGAGAACCAUGCAAGCUUUUGCCAUCAAUUAUCAAUCUUCAUCAUCGCAAUAAGGCAAACAUGGUUGCUCGAGCUAGAAGACAAGGUUUUGUGCAAUCCAUGCCAACUCUAGAAAAGUUAACCAUAGAAGUCAAAAGGCUGAAUAUGAUUGACUAUGAAACCUAUCAUUAUGAUAAAGAGAAGUUACGAGAUGUAUCAAUGUCACUUGGAUCUAUAUGUGUGGAUCUUGACAGCGAUCUGGAACAGCUACGUACUCAUGUUAAUCACCUUCUAGAGGACAAAUUCAAUGCCUCAGUGCCUGCUCAGCUUCCCUCUCAAGACUGGUGCUUUCUUGAUUCUUGUACCGCUGAAAGAUUCUUUCGGAUUGACCGUGCUCAAGAACAUCUCUAUUAUGUUUCUGAUAUUUCCUGUGAAGAUCUAUUUAUUCUUGAUCCAGAAGCUUUUUCCUGUAUGGAUUCUAGUAAUAAAGACGUGACAGAGUGCCUUGAAAAUAUCUGUUCUAAUGCAUCAGUAGUGGUUAAAGCAGAUGGUGAGGAUAAUCAUGAGAUAGCAGAAGAUUUGCUGGAGAGCCCUCUUAACUCAAGGAACAAUACUGAAGCUUUGGCUGAAGAUGUAUUAUCAGCUGUAAAGAAUUGUGACCUUGCUAAGUUAAAAGACUUGCAUCAGAAUGGUUACAGUCUACAAGGUGUCAAUCAACAAGGAAUGACUGCAUUACAUUAUGCUGCUCAACUUGGAUUAAAAGACAUUGUGAGUUAUUUAUUAGCUUCAGGCUUUUCUUCUUCCAUGCUAGACAUGGUAGAUCAUGAAAAAGGGCAGACAGCUCUUCAUAUGGCAGUAAUCAACAAACACAGUGACAUUUGUAACAUGCUAAUAUCAGCUGGUGCAUCUUUACACAAAAUGGAAAAACAGGGAAUGACCCCUAGUCAGCUUGCAAGUAGUGUAGGUUAUCAAGACUUAGCAGAUUACCUUGAGAGUUCUGAAUGCUUGUAUUUUUGGAAAGGGGAAAAGGAAUCAUCUGUAUGAAGGUUUUUAUUUAUAGUCAGAAAGUCAACUUGCUGACUUUAAGGUAUUAUGGAAUCCAAAAGUUUACACAAAUUAUUCAAUGUAUUGAUGAAUAAGCAAGUGUUCCUGUAAAGACCUUAAGGGGCGUAAUUACUUGCUUCAUGUCAGAACAUAUGAGAUAAGAGAGUUUUAAGCUUAAUAUCCUGAUUGGUAUCACAUGGUAGACUAAAUUUUAAAAAUAUGAUUUAGUCACUGUGAAAUCCAGUGAAGCAGAUUAUGAGGCUUAGUGUUUUCAAUCGUUUCUAAAAAGCUGUUUGAUGCAUGUUUUUUAUAAGUUUAUAAAUAUAAACAAUUUUAAUCUAUUAUAUAACUUGUGAGUUCAAACUUUGUAGCUAGAUUUAUAAAAUGUUCUUUAAUCAUAAUUAAAUUCUCAACUUUUCUUUGAGAUACAUUUGUUCCAGAUUCAUAUUGUGUUUUUGUUUUGCUCUUAAAAGAUUCCAUUCCACUUUUUAGAUGAAAGAUAAAGAGUAAGAAUAAAAUAUUAAUUGAUGGGCAGUGUUUUUUGUUCUGUUACAACUAUAAAAUAUUUUUCAAACUAUUAGUUCUAUUGCAAAACUUAUAUUUCUCAAAACAAGUAAUGGGUUUUCAAAUUUGCUAUCACUACAAUAAAUUAUUAAAUUAUAUUGUAUUUGAAAUUAUAGUCGAUAAUGAGAUAUUUUAUUUUGCAUUA
Molecule: messenger RNA, 4358 nt
Organism: Limulus polyphemus (Atlantic horseshoe crab)
Lineage: Eukaryota; Metazoa; Arthropoda; Merostomata; Xiphosura; Limulidae
Product: eye-specific diacylglycerol kinase-like
Exons: 30
Coding region: 218-3649 (1143 amino acids)
Biological process (GO): lipid phosphorylation; intracellular signal transduction; diacylglycerol metabolic process
Molecular function (GO): ATP-dependent diacylglycerol kinase activity; protein binding
Source: RefSeq, a predicted model, not a curated record